CCCCCGCAGCGGUGGAGGAGGAGGCCGCGCCGCAACUCCCUCACGGAGGAGGACGGCAGCCAGGAGUUCUCCACCCGCAGUCGCUUCCUCUACUAUCUCUUCAGCCUGGGCACGGAGCUGGGCAACGAGCUCUUCUACAUCCUUUUCUUCCCCUUCUGCAUCUGGAACGUGGACGCCUGGCUGGGCCGGAGGCUGAUCAUCAUCUGGGUGUGGGUGAUGUACCUGGGGCAGUGCACCAAGGAUGUCAUCCGCUGGCCAUACAGAUGGCUAGAUUUAAACUUGUUGGCACAUGUUGGGGUACAGUCUUUCUAUAUAUGCAAUAUGAGCAAGCGUUACGCAGACCCUGAUCAUAAUGAAUCUGCAUCUCAGGACCUUUUGUUCCGAAAAAUCGUAGUGGAGCAAGAGUGUGAAUUUAAGCAGACGCAGCUAUUACUCUCUGCAGGAACUUUUAUUCUGGAAUACAGCUCUGAUACCCUGAAAGAGGAAGAAAAACGCUUAAAAGACAAAGAGUAUCCCCUUAUGUUUGGACUGAUCCUUGCAUUCUGCUGGUGUUCUUUGGUUUGCUGUAGUCGAAUUUAUAUGGGAAUGCAUUCAAUUUUGGACGUUAUUGCUGGAUUCCUGUAUGCUAUUCUCAUCUUGAUUGUCUUCCAUCCUGUUGUGGACCUGAUUGAUAACUUCAACUUAACUUACAAAUAUGCACCCUUAAUUAUCAUCAGUCUCCAUUUAGCCCUGGGCAUCUUCUCUUUUACUCUGGACACCUGGAGCACAUCACGAGGAGACACAGCUCAGAUACUGGGCUGUGGUGCUGGAGUGGCCUGUGGCUCCCACGUUAACUACAUCAUGGGUCUAAAGCUAGAUCCUUCUCCCCAUACGUUACCUUUGUCUCUUUCCUCUCUCACCGUGACUGUGUUUGGAAAAGCCAUAUUGCGAUUGCUGAUUGGAGUAAUAGUUCUGUUGUUGACGAAAGUGGCGAUGAAAAAAGCCACUAUCCCGCUGGCGUGUAAAAUAUUUCGCAUACCACAUGACGAUGUACGGAAAGCACGACAACGCAUGGAAGUUGAGCUUCCCUAUCGCUAUAUUACGUACGGAACGGUUGGCUUCUCCCUCAUGUUUGUUGUUCCUUGCCUCUUCCAUUUCAUUGGUCUUUCUUGA
This is a messenger RNA of Tauraco erythrolophus (red-crested turaco), 1152 nucleotides long. Lineage: Eukaryota; Metazoa; Chordata; Aves; Musophagiformes; Musophagidae. The record is from RefSeq and is a predicted model, not a curated record.